AGCUCUUGCUAUUGCUCAUUUUCUGCUGCUACUUGGUUCGGUGGAGACGUAUUUUGUUUCAGGUGCUUGGCCGUGGAAGAAGCUUUGGAGAACUAAUGACGAAAGAUAUUCACUUCUUUGAGCUCAACACUGGAGCCAAAAUCCCGGCGAUUGGUCUCGGCACCUGGCAGGCAGAUCCCGGCGUCGUGGGCCAAGCAGUUGAGAUCGCCAUUAAGGUUGGCUACCGUCAUAUAGAUUGUGCUCGAGCUUAUGAGAAUGAGAAGGAGAUUGGUUCAGUUUUGAAGAAACUAUUAGAGGAUGGUGUUGUGAAGAGGGAAGAAUUGUUUAUUACCUCCAAACUUCGGUCUUCUGAUCACGCUCCAGAAGAUGUACCUGCAGCACUAGAUCAAACAUUGCAAGACUUGCAACUUGACUAUGUUGAUUUGUACCUUGUUCAUUGGCCUGUACGGAGAAGGAAGGAUUCUGUUGGGUUUAAGCCGGAAGAUCUUCUUCCGGCAGAUAUUCCUAGCACUUGGAGAGCCAUGGAAUCACUGUACAACUCUGGUAAGGCCCGAGCUAUUGGGGUCAGCAACUUCUCUGUGAAGAAGCUUGGAGAUUUGUUAGCUGUAGCCCAGAUUCCUCCUGCUGUUAACCAGGUGGAAUGUCAUCCUUCAUGGCAACAGCCAAAAUUGCGGGAAUUCUGUAAAUCCAAGGGAGUUCACCUCUCUGGAUAUUCACCGCUGGGCUCUCCUGGCACGACAUGGCUCAAGGGUGAUGUUCUUAAACAUCCAGUUUUACUUUCAGUUGCAGAGAAAUUGGGCAAAACUCCGGCACAAGUAGCUCUUCGUUGGGGUCUCCAGAUGGGCAACAGUGUACUUCCCAAGAGCACUCAUGAGUCAAGGAUCAAAGAGAAUUUGAACAUUUUUGACUGGUCUAUACCUGAUGAUUUGUUUGUCAAAUUCUCUGAAAUUGAGCAGGCAAGACUGUUGAAAGGUACAGGAUUUGUCCAUGAGACUUUUGGCGAAUACAGAACUCUUGAAGAUCUCUGGGAUGGUGAGAUCUGAGGCUGAAUCUGAUGAAAAAUCGAUGACUUGGAAAAGUAUGGGACCCUGGUGAAGCUCUGGCUAUUAAGCUAUCUUCUACUGCUGCUACUUUGGCUCUGAUUCGAAUUUCCUUGCGAAAUAAAAUAGGACCUUGCUAUAAUAUUGGGGCUAGCAAUUUUUUUUUUGGGGCCAAAGUACCAUGUUGCCGCUUCUUGGAAAUUAUAUGCUAGAGAAACAGAGUAAGAAGAAAAGGGAAGGAACCCUUUGUUUACUUGAUCAUUCUUGGUCUAAUGCUCAUGUCUCUUUACUGCAUUUGCUCUAUGGAUUUCAUGGGAUCGAGAAUUCGAUACUUUUUUAUUUUGAUUUUGAUUUGAAUUUGUUCGAGGUAGAAUUACUUUA
Molecule: messenger RNA, 1421 nt
Organism: Coffea eugenioides
Lineage: Eukaryota; Viridiplantae; Streptophyta; Magnoliopsida; Gentianales; Rubiaceae
Product: NADPH-dependent aldo-keto reductase, chloroplastic-like
Exons: 7
Coding region: 96-1043 (315 amino acids)
Cellular component (GO): cytosol
Molecular function (GO): aldose reductase (NADPH) activity
Source: RefSeq, a predicted model, not a curated record